AUGAAGAAGCACGAUUGGGAUCGCAAUGGAGGUCACCAUGGCGCACGCGAAGUCCGUCGCUUGAGCAGGAGGCGCAGCGACCUUCGUCGUGACCAGACCUAUGGCGUCUCUUCUGAUCGCACAAUUCGUGCAGUAACUCCAGAUUCGACCCCUGAAAUCACCGCCCUGCCUUCGCCCUCCUCCUUCACGGCACACAAUCCUCGUUCUCAAACCCAGGGGAAUACCACUUCGGUGUCAAAUACUACAGAUGAAGAGAGUGGUGCGGAUCGGCGCAAAGUCAAGAAGAAACAGAAAGAUGUGGCACCAGUCGACACUUCUCCAAACAGUUCUUUCUUCGAGAAGACUAAAGGAAGACUGCGUUUAGGCUCAAUUACAACACCGUCGACUUCGGUACCUCGUCUGGACGAUCCUACACUCUCUAUUGGCUUUCCUUCUGUCGUCCAAGCAUCUGUCUUCCCCGAUCUGAAAGAUUUACAGCGUCAACUGCCGAAAGCCACACGUCGUACUUUCUCCUCUGAUAGUACUACGACUGCUACUGCUUCCUCUAUCAGAUCACCUGUGAUCUUCGAAUCCGACUCGGAGAGGAUUCUCAAGCUAAUGAAGACUGUGUGUGGUCGCAUGCACGGCAUCCUGUUCUAUCGCCUAAGUGGCUCAACUUCAUGGCAUUCUGGGUAUUGUGCUAUCAAUGUGGCCCCAGGAAGCCUGGUUUGUCAAAUGCGCGGGGUUGUUACUCAACAAGAGACCUUGAUCCCUGAUCUGAGAGGUUGUACCGUUCGCACCCAUUACGAUCCUGUAACUCAGACAACCCAUCUUAGCGUCGUACUGCCCGUGUCAGGUUUUGGUUAUGACCUACGUCCGUCUGUGCCCGAAACUUUUGAUUCCUGGUUGGCGGCCUUGCUGUGUUGGCAGCCGCUAAAACCAAAGGGUAUGUACAACAAGUUGGUCAAAACACAGUCCAUGUCCACAGACAAGGCGAAUGCGGGAAGUCGACGCUUGUCUGAUCUCUCCACUCCACGAAGUGCUGCUGUGGUCAAGUCUAGUCAAAUGCUCAUGUGGGACGGAGCACUGCCGAGUGGAUCGUGCCGCCGUCAAGCAAAACGCGUCAAGAUUGGGCCAUACGAACAACGCUCGUGGCGUCGUGUGAAUUGUACGUUGCACGAGAAUGGCACACUACGCCUUCUAGCCGAAGAAAACGCAACACCCAUCAGAUCUUUGAGGUUGAAUAAUCUCACUCGUUGUGCUGUGCAACGACUCGACGACUCAGUGCUCGGCGCGCCGUAUUGCAUUGCAAUACAUCCUCAAUACACAGUUGGAAUGAUACAGUCUUCAGUUUCGGUUCCCCUCGCACUAUCGUUGACUAGCAGAGUCGCUUUCGAGGCUUGGUUCGUUCUGCUUCAAGCCAUGACUGUUCCCGAGCUAUAUGGUCCUGAGGUCGAAGCAGUUCCACGGAAUAGACCCACUUCCAGUGGUGGCACUACAAGUCCUUCACGCCACAUGUUCAGAAUAGAGCGUUCUUUGAAAGUCAGAAUAGUCGAGGCGAAGUUCCAAGAGGAUGUCAGAUGGCAUCAUCAGCAGAACUCGCGAUACUGGAAGCCACUUCCCAACCCUGUUGUAGAAGGAGGAUUUGACGUCUACGCUGACGUGCUUCUAGGACGUGACCUCAGAGCCCGAACUGUCAACAAGCCACUGUCGAGCUCAGUCUUCUGGGCGGAAGAAUUUCACUUGGCCGAUAUACCUUCAGUCUUGACCAGGAUUUCCAUCGUUUUGAAAAAGGGUAAUCCUGACGAAAGAGAAUGGACCAUGUUCCCCAGAGGUGAAUACGAGAUAUCAGCUGAGGACGACAGUCCCGAUUUCGAAGCUAUAGAAGUUGCCUCUCACGAUCCUGUCUAUGCCAGAGUCGAUGUUCAACUACAAGACCUUGAGCAGGACAAGAUGAUCGAGAAGUGGUGGGCCUUGAUAGACAGCAACGGCACAAACAUUGGUUCGGCACUCAUCAAGCUCGUGAUGGAAGAACAUAUUGUGCUUCUUGAAUCCGAAUAUGCCGAGGUCUCAACGUUACUUCAUAAUUUCGACAACAGUCUCACGUCUCAAUUAGGUCAGGUACUGGGCACAGAGCUCAAACAAUUAUCAAACAUCCUGCUUGAUAUAUUCCAGGCAUCCGACAAAGCCGAGGAGUGGAUCAACAAUCUCGUCGAGGAGGAGAUCGAUGGUAUUUAUCGAGAACAGCCACCCAGUGUAAGAAUGCGAUUUUCGGGACGUAUUCGUUCCAAUGAUUCUUAUGAGUCCGCUGAGCAGCGCGAGCUCCUGGUCAGAGACCUCAGCAGGUCCGCGACUCUAGAAGCUAACCUGCUUUUCCGUGGGAAUUCGCUUGUGACAAAAGCCUUGGACGCUCACAUGAGACGCAUCGGUAAGGAGUACCUCGAACGCACACUGGGUGAGAAGCUUCGGGCUAUCGUUGCAAACAACCCCAAUUGUGAGGUGGAUCCGAACAAAAUCUCUUCGACUGAUCAGCUCGAUCGUAAUUGGGCGAAUCUUAUUGCACACACGACCAGUAUAUGGCAAUCAAUCGCUGCCUCUGUAUCAAAAUGUCCCGGUGGUAUUCGUCAAGUCCUCAAACACGUGGGUUCUUGUGCUGAAGAUAGAUACGGUUCGUUCAUUCGUACUGUGAGAUAUACGAGCGUCUCCGGGUUUCUGUUCCUCCGGCUGUUUUGUCCAUGCAUACUCAACCCUAGAUUAUUCGGCCUACUGGAAGAUCACCCUUCUGAGAAGCCUAGAAGAACGCUCACUUUGAUUGCCAAGGGUUUGAUGUCUCUUGCGAAUCUUGCAAAAUUUGGGCAGAAAGAGCCAUGGAUGGAGCCGAUGAAUAAGUUCAUCACGGCUGCGACCCCCGAGUUCAAAAUCUUCAUCGAUGAGUUUUGUGCCUGGAGUCCGUCGAUAGGUUCUUUUCACGAGCCACAGUACCAAGCAGCAGCUCAGGUGAGACAACGAUUACCACCAGUGUCGAGGGAGGGUCUGCUCAGUCUACCUUUCUUGCUGGAUGGACCAAGGUCGUUAGCAACACUCGUCGACCUAUGGAUGGAGCAUGUGCCAUCUAAUAUUAUGGAAACCCCAACUGAAGAAAGCGUAAAGGCUUUUCACAACGCCUGUCUCAAUCUUGGCCGCAAGACGAAAGAAUGUAUGGCAAAUGCUGAGGUGGCUCAAGAACCAAACAGCAAUCUAGAGCGACAAUGGCAGAAGAUGUUGAGCGAACAGCCAAAAGGUCGACUAAAUCACAAUCACAAUCCUUUCGAUGAGAUGUAUCCCGACAGUGAGAUUACUGCUCUCCCACAGCCUGCGGAUGCUCGAGGCUACGGCUCUCAGCGCUCUUUGGUCCGGCCAGGAGAUAGUUCUGGUGAACGCGACGAAGCAAGAUCUCUUCGGGAAGCUCCAUUUCGAACUAUGACCAGCUCCACAAACUCCUCGAAUGUCUCGAUUGAGGCCUUUGAAGAUUAUCGAAAUCGGCAAAAAGCACGGGGUGGGGCUGGAAGGGGAAGGCACCUGGAGAUUUUGAACCACAGAAUCCCACGCGUUGAGAGUCCGACCGUGGAACCAAACCGUUUUUGA
This is a messenger RNA of Lithohypha guttulata, 3603 nucleotides long. RefSeq names its product GTPase activating factor (gene BUD2). The record is from RefSeq and is a predicted model, not a curated record. The coding region runs from base 1 to 3603 and encodes 1200 amino acids. NCBI's taxonomy places the organism in Eukaryota, Fungi, Ascomycota, Eurotiomycetes, Chaetothyriales, Trichomeriaceae. Gene Ontology annotation, biological process: regulation of GTPase activity. The transcript is spliced from 2 exons.